Staurois parvus is the source of this 677-nucleotide messenger RNA. Lineage: Eukaryota; Metazoa; Chordata; Amphibia; Anura; Ranidae. The record is from the annotation of a GenBank genome assembly.
UGUCCCCACCCCCUCCUAAUCAUGUGAAUCAGGUGUUCCAAUCCCCUCCAUAUCAUGUGAUUCAGGUGUUCCAAUCCCCUCCAUAUCAAUCAUGAUUCAGGUGUUCCAAUCCCCUCUAUAUCAUGUGAUUCAGGUGUUCCAAUCCCCUCCAUCAUGUCAUGUGUGAUUCAGGUGUUCCAAGCCCCUCCAUAUCAUGUGAUUCAGGUGUUCCAAUCCCCUCCCAAUCAUGUGAUUCAGGUGUUACAAUCCCCUCCGUAUCAUGUGAUUCAGGUGUUCCAAUCCCCUCCAAUCAUGUGAUUCAGGUGUUACAAUCCCCUCCCAAUCAUGUGAUUCAGGUGUUCCAAUCCCCUCCAUAUCAUGUGAUUCAGGUGUUCCAAUCCCCUCCAUAUCAUGUGAUUCAGGUGUUCCAAUCCCCUCCCAAUCAUUUGAUUCAGGUGUUCCAAUCCCCUCCCAAUCAUGUGAUUCAGGUGUUCCAAUCCCCUCCAUAUCAUGUGAUUCAGGUGUUCCAAUCCCCUCCAUAUCACGUGAUUCAGGUGUUCCAAUCCCCUCCAUAUGAUGUGAUUCAGGUGUUCCAAUCCCCUCCCAAUCAUGUGAUUCAGGUGUUCCAAUCCCCUCCAUAUCAUGUGAUUCAGGUGUUCCAAUCCCCUCCCAAUCAUGUGAUUCAGGUGUUCCAAUCC